Messenger RNA from Lingula anatina, 1074 nucleotides. Its product is annotated as chitin synthase chs-2. Lineage: Eukaryota; Metazoa; Brachiopoda; Lingulata; Lingulida; Lingulidae. The record is from RefSeq and is a predicted model, not a curated record. Gene Ontology annotation, biological process: chitin biosynthetic process. Gene Ontology annotation, molecular function: chitin synthase activity. Gene Ontology annotation, cellular component: cell septum; cell periphery.
ACUUUGGAAGGACGCACGCUGAUUGGCAAGUUGGCUUUUUAGGAAACUGCAAAAAUGAACGAAGACUUUAAAGUGCGGAAAGGAUCCCUGUUUAUGAUAGAGCAGACAAAUCCGACACUGCUCAAAAUGAAAAAUACCAGUUUCGACUCAUUCGAUAAUAGUGUCAUAGAAGAGGAGGACGAGUCGGAAUUGGCAGAGCUGCCUGAGCUGACGAAGGACAACGUUGAAAAGUAUAUCCAGCGUUCCAUUACCCCCCCGCCGAUGUAUGCGACUGCGGUGACUGGCAAUGAAGAUGAACAAAAGCCCAAGGGACCCGCCGCCAAGCUUUGGGACAUUUUCCGUAUCACUUCUCCGGACAAGGAAGAACUCUCAGAGAGCUGGUGCCUAGAGGUAACCAAGCGGGUCUGCAAGGUGAUCGUAUACUGGCUCCUCCUCUUCUUCAUCCUCGGGUCGACCGUCAUCCAUAAAAUCACGCUUAUGAUCUCGGUGGCCCAGUCGAGGACAGAAAGGUGGAUAACUUGCGACGUUGAGCAGUAUGGGAAUGAGGUUGAGCAGUCUGGGAAUACGACAAACUCUACAGUGGUUAACAACGGCACCUAUUUGACGGAUUGCAAAGUAGAAGAAGGGGUUAACAGAAGCACCAUCGUGACGGAUAGGGUUCUCUGUGGUGAGGUCUCCGUGAGAUGGAUAUGGGGACUUGCAGUCACCAUGUGUUUUCCCUAUCUUCUAACUUUCAUGCAGUGUCUAUUCAAGGUUCUCUUCAAGAAAACGCUGUGGCCAAGUGUGGGGACUUUCUUUGCGGUUCUUGUUGUGGAAACGUGUCACUCAGUUGGACUGUUCAUCUUCGUCUUCCUCAUCCUUCCCUUUCUUGACAUCAUUCAAGGUUUGCUCAUCAUGCACGGAGUGGCGCUUAUACCCAGCCUUCUUCAGCUUCUCUUGCGCCCACGUGCCAACGUCGAGAAGUACCGCCCUCUUCACAUAUUCUCAGACUCAGUAGCGAUUCUAGUUCAGCUCUCAGCAUUGUUUUUUGUACCUACACUGGAGACAAUCGUGGUUUCAUCCAUAAGGCUUUAG